This is a messenger RNA of Mercenaria mercenaria, 5562 nucleotides long. RefSeq names its product angiopoietin-1-like. The record is from RefSeq and is a predicted model, not a curated record. Lineage: Eukaryota; Metazoa; Mollusca; Bivalvia; Venerida; Veneridae. Gene Ontology annotation, molecular function: calcium ion binding. The transcript has 8 exons. Bases 169 to 1884 code for a protein of 571 amino acids.
UCAGAAACAGGUCAAGGUAAAGUUUAAUCAUUUUCAGAAAAGCAUCUGAAAUUCGUACAGUAACAUGUGUGCGGCAUCAAUUGCUAAGUGCUUGAUAAUGCAGAACAAGUGCUCGACAAGCUUAGAAGACAAAUUUUUGCCUACUAGUUUCAAUUAAUAUUUAUCAAAAUGGAUAUAAGUGGCGUUUUAGCGUUAAAGUUUGUAGUAUUUAUAUUUGUUCAGGGCAUUUAUUGUGACACUGAAUGUGAUUGUAAUACUAAUAAAGCACUAAUGGAAUUGAUACAGAAAGACUAUUUACAGAUGAGACUUGAAAACUUUAAAAUUAUGUCACGUCUGAGACGCCUAGAAAUAUCUAAACAAACUGUUUCUACACAGUCGGAUCCACUUACAGCAAAAGGCUCAAGUCAACCGAAAGCGGGGGAUGGACUUGACAAGCUCGACGCUAACUAUGCAAACGUUAAAGCCCAAUCGGAGCGGAUGAAAAGUAUGGAGGCUAAAAUUACUAACAUAACAGCGCAAUCAGAAAAAGUCAAACACGAUAUCGAGGUCAAACUCGCAAAAACAGCAGAAAAUCUGGAGCGAAUUGAUAAGAUCGAGGAUAACAUUAUAAAAAUAGAAGAAAAAUUAGAAGUGAUGAACAGAAAUAAAGCCAGUUCUACAAAUGUCUAUAAAAUGGCAUUUGAUUUAAGAAAUGUUGUUAGAAAAAGUUUACUGGCAGAAAAAACUGGUAGACUGAUGGUUGCUUCCGACAUCAGAAAUCAAAUAGAAAAUAUAAAACAUUCAUUUUUUGAGUUCAAGACUGAAACAGCCACUUUGGUACAUAAUCAAAGUGUUUCAUUGUCUACAAAACAUGAAGCUUUUACGGAACAGAUGACCAGGCAAGUUGCUGAAGUAAAUCGUCAGAUACACACAGAUAUAGGAGAUAUUACUUUAGAAUUAAAUAAAGUAACUGAAAAAGUUUCCAAGAUGAAUACGACUUUGAAUGAGAUUACAGCUGACAAAACUGACAUUGACGACUGUAUCCCGGAUGUCUGUGGAUCCCGUGGUACUUGUGUUGAUGGUGUGGACAGUUACUCAUGUUCUUGUAUAACUGGAUACAGCGGGGUUCACUGCGAAACAAACAUUGAUGACUGUAUCCCGGAUGUCUGUGGAUCGCAUGGUACAUGUGUUGAUGGUGUGAACAGUUACUCAUGUUCGUGUAAGUCUGGAUUCGGCGGAAUGCACUGCGAAACAAACAACUUCACCGAUUGUUUUGACGUCCUUCAUCAAGGGAAGAUAACCCAAGACGGCGUUUACGACAUAAGCACAUGGAAAAGUCAUCGACAAAUCCAGGUGUAUUGUGAUAUGACCACUGACGGAGGCGGGUGGACAGUUUUCCAAUACCGCUUUAAUGGGCGUAUUGAUUUCUACAGAAAUUUUAAGGAAUAUGAGACAGGGUUCGGAAAUUUGGAAACAGAGUUUUGGCUAGGUCUUAAAAGUGUCCAGGAAAUGGCAUCGCAACGUAAAACUGUGUUGAGACUGGAUCUAACGGCAGCUAAUGGCACUACUGCUUACGAAACUUUCCAGAACUUUUACCUUGACGAGGGUCCAAACUAUACUCUCCAUAUUGAUCCUGGAACGGGCACAGCAGGUGAUGAGUUGAGGCAUAACAAUGAUCACCAUUUCUCAACUUACGACGCUGACCGUGACUCAGAUUCUCGAGAUUGCGCUGUCGAUCGUCAUGGUGGAUGGUGGUACAAUAAAUGCGCCAGCGCCAAUCUGAAUGGAGAAUAUGUAACACCAGGAACAGUGCAUCCAGUCAGAAGAUUCGCAGGGAUGUACUACUACUCAUUUCAAAGUGUGAGAUCGCUCAAAGCCGUUAAAAUGAUGUUCCGACGACUUUGAAAUCCAGGCGGAUGAAAUUUCAUUAAGGAAGCAGUUUUCAUUUGAAAAUCUUUUGGGAAGUUAACACGUGGUUUAUGACAUAAACGCAAAUGAAACCGCACCACCUAAAUAUGUUUUAAUCAGGAAGAAAAUGUUUUGGUAUUGAUACCCUUAAUGCAUGAAACCUUAAAAUAACAUAUGUUCAUAAUAAUUAUUCUGUCAUUCAGUAUUUUAACCUUGCGUAGGAAUGGAAUUAUGUAUAUAAAAUAUCGACGUUCAAUGUUUUUCAUGCACAUAUUGCUUUCCAGAUUUGUUUUUAUUUUCAUUUAAAAAAAUGUACAUCACGCUUAUAAUUCAGGUAUAAUAAUACCUAUUACAUUCUUCUUACCAGUUUAUUCUGCAAAAUAAUAUCUUGAAUUAGCAGUAACGUUUUCAUGAUCACAUUUCAUAUUUAUGAGAGAAAUACUGAAAAAUUAAUGUUACUUUUGUAGGCAUUGUUUAAUGACCACAGAAUAGCUGCAAACAUUAGAUUCUAGGCUUCUGAUUUAUUUAUAUGGCAUAGUUUGUAAACUAAAAGACAAGUUUGAAAGAAGAUUUUCAUAGACAUGACAUAUAUAUUUAGUGCAUUUAGCGUCUUCAUAAGCUCUCAGAAUGUGUUGGUGACCUACUGUACCGAGGUCGGUUACACCAAAUUCUCUUGAGAUUCUGUGGAUGUUAGCACGCAAAAUCAACUUGAAAUGUCGCUAUUGUUGCAUAAAUAAAUAUCAUUUUUUGGAUUCCAGUACUAUAACAACUACACGUUGAUGUUUGUAUCUGUCAAUAUUAGUAAUGUCUGUAACCUCUAAAACCACUGGGACGAAUUUAAAGAAACAUCACAGGAAUGAUCUUUUGGUGGUCCUCUGCCAAAGUUGUUCAAACGAUGUUGUUUCGAGCAGAACUCGUGGUAGCCGAAAGGAAAAAACUUUAAAAAUCUUCUUGUCUAAAACCACAGGUCUUAAUGAUUUGAUAUUUGGUGAUUGUUUAAUUAUCCCCCUAUGGUCAAAUAUGGCUCCGCCCAGGGGGUCACAUGGUUUACACAGACUUAUAUAGGGAAAUUUUUUGAAAAUCUACAAGUCCAAACCACAGGUCUUAGGGAUUUGAUAUUUAGUGUAUAGCAUCAUCUAGAAGUCGUCUUCCAACAUUGUUCAAAUUAUUCCCCUACGGUCAAAUAUGGCCCCGCCCUGGGGAUCGUCAAAUUGUUUAUAUAGACUUAGGGAAAACGUUUAAAACACAGGUCCUUUAUGGCUUUGAUAUUUAGUAUUUAGCAUCAAUCCAUCCAAGGUCAAUGUCACAGGGUCCAUUUUGUCCGUCACACUUCAUUUUCGAUCAAUAACUGGAGAACCAUUUGACCUAGCACUUCAAACUGCAUAGAGUGAUAUACCUUACAGAAUAAAUGGCCCAGGUCAUUUUUAGGGUUACUAGAUUAAAGGGCAAGGUCGGAGAGGCUAUGGAAAAUCUUUUCUGAUCAGUAACUUGAGAACCACUUGACCCAAAAUGUCAAAACUUCGUAGAAUAAUCGGACAUCUAGAGCAAAUGCCCACUUUUGAUGUUUUGGCUCAUUUGAUUAAAGGUUAAGGUCAUAGUGACCAGAACAUUGAAAACGGUUUUUGAUCAAUAACUUGAGAUCUAUUUGACACAGAACCUUCGUGUUUCAUAGGAUGAUAUGACUUACAGAGUAGAUGACUUCUAUAUCGUAUCGUUUUAUGGGUUUCUUGUACAUCACAGGGGCCUGAACAUGGAACAAAUCUUUCCCAUCAAUAACUUGAGAAUCACAUGCCGCAAAAUGCCGGAACUUCAUGGGAUGAAUUGAAAUGCAUAGCAAAUAAAUCUUAAGUACUUUGGGAUCCCUCGAUAAAAGGUCAAGGCCGUAGGGCAAGAACAGGAAAAACCAUUUCAAAGCCAUUACUUGAGAACCAAAAAGCCCAAAACGUCUGUGGGAUGAUUGGACAUGCCGAGUAAAUGAUCCCUGUUCCAGCGAAUCAUCAUUGUCUCUCCUGUCCUCUAUUGAAUUAUUUCCUGUUACUUUACCUAGAUUAUUAAAAUUAUCCUCCAGGGUUUAAACUGGCCCUGCCCUGGGAUGGGCAGACGCAUAGUUUAAGCAAGCAACUAAACUCAGGUGAGCGAUAUAGGGCCUCGAAUCAAUGGUAACUUGGGUAGGAGUCAAAUCAAGUAGCGAUAACGUAACAUUCGCGCCAUUCCUUUUGCUGUUUAGACGAAAUGAACGUCAUAAUUUUCAAUGGAAAAGAAUAGGGCGAAUGUAAAGACUUAAAUAUAAUAUAUCGUUAAAUGCCGUGUUAACGGCGCCAGUCUCUAGUUAAGAAAAAUGAGCGAGUAACCAUUAUAAAACUGUUUGUCUAAAGUACGAAUUGAUAUUUGACCACUUCUGUGCCAAGGGCCGAUUUUUGGCCUAUGUUGUUUACUACGUUGAGUCCCAAGGGUCGAUUUAGGCCGAUCUUAACUGAACAUUUACGCCGUUCAUUUGAUGUAAUUAUUUUCAAAGCAGAUUUCUAUGGAAAUGAAAACAUAAAUAUUUAACUGGCAUAUCCUGACGUCAUUUUCAAGUUGACGUUACUUUAAAGACGUUAACGUUACAACAAUUUCCGCCGAAAUUAUAUAUACAUAUUUGUGGUUUGGGUGUUUUAAUCGUGAUACAAUGACGAUGACGCACAUUUUACGACGAUCAUGUAAUAGAAAGAAAUAUUUAAUUAAGAUAUUCUAUACUUCAGAAAAUCGAAAUACGUAGAGCAAAUAACAAAAUAUCAUGUUGAUAAAUAAUUAUCCAGUCUUGCAUACCAUUUAAAUAAAAACAUAUUACCUAGUAAUUAAAAGUCGAACAAAGUUCUUUUAAAUCAAAAUAUACGAUAAGCAGUGUCGGACUAGUGAGAGAAUACAGACAGGUACGUUUUAAGGAACAAACAAGAAGCAUUAAAUAAAUACUCUUUUAACGCUCUGUUUGAGAAAUUUUCCAAUCUGUCGCUGCGCUGCCUUUGAAAUGUCUCAGUUAUACUUUUUGAACAAACAUGAAAACCUAUAUCCUUCAUAAAAUCUUGAUGAAUCAUUUUAUAGAUAUUAAAGAAUAAAUGUCAUCAUGAAAUAAAGUGAUAGUUUUACUGGUUACCAGUGUCUUCAGCUUGACAAAUGUGUAUAUUAAUCGAAAUGUAAAGUACUUUUACAAUUAGACCCUAAAACAUUGCAUUUUGAGACUCUUUUGGCCGCUGACUUCGAAUCACGUGUCCUUCACAGUUGCGGGUUCGAAACCUCACUUUGGGUGUUGAAUUAUUCUAUGUGAGAAAGCCAUCCAGCUGGCUAACGGGAGGUCAACGGUUCUACCCAGGUGCUAGCCCGUGCCUAAAAUAAUGCAUGAAAGGGCACCUGUUUUUUUUCUCGACCAUCAAAAAGCUGGAGUGUCGCCACUGUAUAAAUAAGUGUGCGAAUGUCUGGAACAUUUCUCGUACGAGACCGAUGUGAAAAAAAAUACACUUAGUAAUCUGAUAUGACUUCCAAUGAAGUAUGUAGAUGUUUAUAUUCUUUUGUGUUAUAAUUAGUAUAUUAAGAUAUUAUUGUCAUCGCAUGUGUUGAAAAAUGAAUUCAGUUAACGCAUAUAACGCGCACUCAAACACAGACAAGCUAAAAAAAGAGAGAAAAAUAUAGUUUAACCUA